UUGGAGAGAAGACCCAGAGCAUUAUCAUGGGCUGUGCGACAUCCAGCCAAUGUAAAGACACCCCCUUCCCUAUGAACUUUGGGAUGGGAAAGACAAGAAGGUCGAGCUUCACCUGCUGCCAGGGGGAUGCCUGCACACCGUCUCCCAUUUCAGUGCCCCCAGCUAAGACCGAACCCAACGGCCGGCGCUGCCGUGGCUGCUACUCUCUGUCCUCUGAGCACUGCCGUGAAGAGACCAUCAAUUGUACUGGAGUCGAGACCCACUGUGUCGAGAUCGCCGGGACCCUAACAUCAGGUGGAACUGCCAGGAAGACCGUCAUGAAGGGCUGCGCUACCGAGUCUGUCUGCACCCAGAUAGAAGCAGGGUCUGUGACCUUUGCAGGGUUCAGUGGAGAUCUAACCACAGCCAAAUGCACAGCGGCCACCAGCGCAGCCAGCACAGCUCUGGGACCAGCCGGGCUCCUCCCUCCCACCCUCACUGGGCUCCUCCUGCUAACGCUUCUCUCCUGA
Messenger RNA from Terrapene triunguis (Three-toed box turtle), 509 nucleotides. RefSeq names its product phospholipase A2 inhibitor and Ly6/PLAUR domain-containing protein-like. The transcript is spliced from 3 exons. The annotation marks the transcript as partial. NCBI's taxonomy places the organism in Eukaryota, Metazoa, Chordata, Testudines, Emydidae. The record is from RefSeq and is a predicted model, not a curated record.